Heterobasidion irregulare TC 32-1 is the source of this 3021-nucleotide messenger RNA. RefSeq lists its product as uncharacterized. The transcript is spliced from 3 exons. Bases 1 to 3021 code for a protein of 1006 amino acids. Lineage: Eukaryota; Fungi; Basidiomycota; Agaricomycetes; Russulales; Bondarzewiaceae. The record is from RefSeq and is a predicted model, not a curated record. Gene Ontology annotation, molecular function: SNARE binding. Gene Ontology annotation, cellular component: endoplasmic reticulum membrane; Dsl1/NZR complex. Gene Ontology annotation, biological process: retrograde vesicle-mediated transport, Golgi to endoplasmic reticulum.
AUGGCCUCUGGCUCUCAGGAUCUCUGUGAGAAAUGGUCCAGUAUUGCUGAUCAUGACUUGACCGCAGAACAUGUUCAAUCCACUCUCAAAUCUAUCAAGGACGACUUGUGGGUUGUUGCCGCUUGCGUUGAUCGAAUACUCGAUGAUGUAACAACACAACGCGACCUGCUGGAUCUUGGACUUGAAAGGACGAAAUCCGCUUUGGAGCGAGGCAAAAAUGUCUACGCCUCCGCAGACGACCUUGCACACGCAGACGAUUCUGGUGCCGAGAACGAAACACUGGUCUCGUACUUCCGUGAUGAACCAGCAGACGCACAAAUAUGCUAUAUGCGCGCAGUACUCCUUGGACGACUUGACCGGCUGAAUACCUUCGUGGAGCUGUGCAAAGAGGUUGGCGACCAGGAUGAAGAGCUUGUUGAUGGGGAAUGGGAGGACGACCCAUGGGGUGACAGCGAUGGCGUAGAGAAAACAGAGGGCCUGCCUUCAGGAAAGCUUCCCUUGGCCCUAUCCUCUUUCCUCGUGGAUGAUCUGCUUCAUAGUGCGUGUGUUUUGGCGACGGAGCAACGGUUCUCCGCUGUUCGUGUCUUAUUCGUUCAUUGUGGAUCUUACCUCUGGCCUCUUCGUUUCACGAUUCUGGAUAGCAUUCCCGAGCAUGUACACCCAUCUCAAUAUCUGGAAUUAUUACCGGCAUACGACGUAUCUCACGACAUUGAAAAGAGGUUCACCGCUAAGCCGUGGAGAGAAGAAGCCGACUGGUCAGAGCUCGUACCAGUGCAGCAAGCCUUAACAACCUCAGGCGUCGUUCACUUCGAAAUUGGCCCUCAUUAUUCAUUUGUACCGCCUUCCCACCCCGAACCACUCUCGUCGUCCGAAUUAACUUCAUGGUACGAUAAUCGUGUCGAGCAUGUCUUGUCUUCUACAGGAAUGGUGGAUGUCGCUCUAGCCGUCAUACAACACGGCGCGUCUCAGGGCCUGCCAGGUCUGGAUGAGCUGGGAGAGGAGCUGAGCCUUUUGUCACGCCUUGUCUACGACUCGCGCGCAGCAGAUGAAGACGAGACGGAGGAUUGGACGCUUGAUCGAUGGAGAGCUAUGGAUCCUCCUGCUGUUGUUCGAGCUUACCUCGCCCAUUCCACCUCCGACAACAUUGUAAUGGAUAUUCGACGACUCGUUAUGCCAUAUCUAUUUGUUUUGGAGGCUCGUGCGGAACGCUCAGGGCAGCCAGAUCCAUCUCUUGCUACCCGUCUUGUCAACGAGUUUAUACUUUCUGCACCUCUCGACAUUGUUGCGGCUAUCUUCGAGGCAUCAAAGCCAACGCUCUCUACAUCCCAGCGCCUCAUACGUGAUGAUGAAGACAUGGCGAGGCUAGCCCUUGCCUGUCUGUACGGUAGCGACAGCGUCAACGAGUGGCCAGCCAUGAGCCAGAUCUUUGAAUGCUUGCCAGCAUGGGACGUGAGUCCGACCGGGGAAGAUCAAGCAGACGAGGCAGACACGACUGUCACUUCCUUAGGGGCUUUUGUUGCACCAACAACCACGCGCCCACGCUGUACACCAGCGGACCUUCUCGUGUUUUUCAAACCUCUUCCCACAGUGUCGCUCUCUCGUGCCCUUGAUAUUCUGGACGUACAUCUAGAAUGCGGCGAGAUUUUGUCACGAUGGAGUGUUCCCACUCCGCUACGAUGGUUCUUGCAGAGUGCCAACGAUGAAGCACAGCAGCGAGCGUGGGCUACUCGGAUGGCCCGGCGUGCUGGUGGGUCCGAAGACGAACUGGAUACCCAAGGCGACUGGGAAUGGUUGCUGGAAGAUAUGAUCAAGCUAUCAGGCACUAACGACGCAGGGCUCAGAAAUGCGUUUGGCCUGUUAUCCAAGACUGAGGUCCUUCGCAUAUUCUUCAGUGGUUUACUUAGCACUGGGAAAUUCGAGAUCGCGAAGGUGCUAUUGCGGUCUAGGAAGAGCUCACUAUCAUUAGAAGAUGAGGUCAUCGAGGAGGUCUGUCUGGCUUGUUCUCGAGAGUUCUACGACAAUUCGACUUCUGGAAAUUAUCGAUUCGGGGAUAUGAAGCUGGCGUACGAUUGUCUGUCGGUCCCGGCACGGUCAGACAAGAUCAUACGUGAACAGGAGUUUAUUGAAGCGACCUCUCGCAUUGCUUCGUUCAAUGUCAUGUCUCGUCCUGGGAUCCCUAUCUCCCCGAUCGAGGUACGACUCACCAAAGACCGCCUCUCUUUGGUGUCCCGUGUUCUUUCCAGCAACAGCGACGCGUAUAAAUAUACCGAAGUUAUUCUUGAUCUCGUCCACAAACUUGGCUUCCGGGACGAUAUCACCGCGGAGGUGAAGGCUCUCGCUAUGAUCGCAGAUACUGCCCUUCAGGCAGAAGAUUUUACCCGGGCAUACGAGACAAGCGAAGCAAUGGUGAAGACGGUGCUCAAGAUCAGGGCAGUGAUCGACAGCUCUGACGACCCCCAAGUCCAGGAGGCGAGCGAAGUGUGCUGGGUAGCGUGUUUCCAGCUCGGCCGGCAGCCCGAGUUCCCAGACGUACAGAAAAAGCUCGCCCUCCUCGCACGCGCCAUCGAAUUAUGCCCUGCGUCCAAAAUCGUUGACAUACUGGCCGCAUGGCGCCUCGUCGAGUCAGAAGACCUCGAAGUGCGCAAAGAGCGCAUCGCAUCGCGGCGCGCCGAGGCGAUCGAAUCUGGUGACGGGGGCCGAAAGAGAAAACGGAGCGCCCCCUCGGCGGGUGCGAUGCCCUCCUCGCUCGCCACACGGUUCCAGAACCUCCACAUGCCGGACCUCCACAUUCCGUCGCCGCCGCUGGUCAGCACCCCAGACGCGGCCGCACUCUCGAACACGUUUAGCCGCGUCGCGGCCAAUUUCCCAUCUUUCGCGGUGGGCGGCCGCCCGCUAUCCGUCGGCUCUCAUGAAACAGGAAGAUCCGGGCGGAACGAGCACGAGGAUGUGUCCGCACAGGCUAGUCGGGUGCUUCAGAAGGGUAUCGGAUGGUUGCUCGGCGCCGACGAGGGUGAGGAGUGA